AUAUGGAACCCUUUGUUUAUACCAAUUCUCAUGCGGCAUUUGGAUGGUUUUGAUUUGAAAUCAAGUAUUUUAGUAUUGUAGUUGUAAAGAGAUUGGGCCUCCCAGAUCUUAGAAGAAGGAUAAGUAAGAGGUAAUGCAUAGUAUCACAAAUAUUAUGAGAAUGCAUGAAUCUCUACAUAUGAGAGCAUCCGUGUCAAAAUAAAAAUACAAUUGAGCAAAUCUCUACAUAUAGACUAUAGUACAGGUGGGUGUCGAACGAAAGAAGCGAAAUUGGGUCAAAUUUUAAUGCGUGGCUAUAAAACGGAAUCCCAACACCUGGAGUAGAAUAUCGGCGCUAAAUGAGAAAAGUUACAAAAGUAUGAAUGAAUAAGGAGGAAAAAGAAGGCCAAAUAAAAUAAAUUUGCUUAAAUUCUAUCGGUUUUCUCUCCUUUUUUCUGGUACGGUGGAGGGCGUUUCUUGUCAAACUUAAAUUCUCUCCAUCUCUUUAUCUUCUUCGUUUUCAUUCAACAACAACAACACCAACUAAUCAAACCUCUGAUUUCCCAGAUUUUCAUCUCACUAGUGAAAAAUAAAUUCAAAAUUGCUUGAAAUCAGGAACUUUCUGGUAUUCAUUGCAAUCUAAAGAUGGGGGUUGAGUCCUGAUUGGAGGUCAUUAGAAGAGAUUGGAGACGUUGGUUUCUGGGUAGACGGUGAUCAUAGGUGUGGUGCUCUUAAUGGAGAGACUUAGCUCUAUUAACCUUGUCACGGUUCUAACACUGCCACGCCGGCAGUAACGGAAUUAUGUUUUUGUCUAACUAAGUGGGUUAGUUGAAUAUGCAGGUACAUGACCAAAUACGUAAUCGACCAAAAAAUCGAGGUGGUCGAAUAUUGCUAGUCAUCCUUACUCAAAUUCGACUUCUCUGUGGCCCCCUUGUUGUGUAUCAUGUGUGGGUGGAUUCUUGUAUACACAGGUCGUUUAUUCUUUCCAUUGGAGCAUAACGAGACUUCAAUCACAUAGUUAUGGGGCAUAGGCACUUGUUCGGCACUCCCCAAAUGUUUGAGAUGGACAAUGAUCAGAACCCAAGUCCUCUACAUGCUGAGCAUUCUUUAAUUCCCUUGGGCUGGACUGGGGCUGCAGAUACUGGUGGUUCAGUAUUUCCUAUAGAAAAUUUACCUGCCGGAGGAAUCAAUUUUACCUCUCAGAGACGAAGUUCAAAUGAGUACUCUUCAUCAAGUAGCAGCACUGAAUCCUCCCACAGAAAUAUUGGGCAAAGGGGAAAUGAGUACUGUUCCACAAAUUUCACAAUGGAAAUUCGACAUCAUCAAGUGACUACUUCAGGGCCAACCUAUGAUCCGACCCUGCAUCCCUCAGCUGGUGGAAGCACGUGGCCUGCUCCACAUAAUUAUGCUGACCAGCCUUCUUCUAGUCAUCACAGACACUUAAACCAUGGAUUUGGUAGCAGUAGCGUUACUCCUACGAUAGGUGACAUUAGUGGGCCGUGCAAAAGGAAAAGGGCAGAAGUUUCCGCGGUCUUUGAAAACGGCAGCAGUAGCAGACACUAUAACGCUACAAAUACCCCUGAUGUUUCUUUAUCUCUUGAUUUGCCAUCAGAGAAACCUCAACAUUGGGCUUGGGAUCCCAUGAGUGCUGCCUCCACGUAUGGAGGAAGCAACCUUUCAAUUGGCGAGGAGCAUUCUCAGAGGAAUGUUAGAGGCCGAAUUGCACUUGACUUGGAACAAGACCUACCUCAGCCGCAUUUGUUAAGCAACCCAUCUCGUCGUCUUCCUUCAACAGGCAGACCUGUAGGCCAGAAUGGCACAGUUGACUGCACUGGUGUCCCUGUUUCUUCCGCUGCUCAAGGGAGACUUAUACCUUCGGAUACUAGUGGCUUCAGUCAUGUAACAAACCAAUUUUCUGUAGGAAGCAGUAGUGCUAGUAUUUCUCAGGAGAUUAGUGGGUACAACCAUGACCAACCUUCCAGGAGAACUCCUAUUGUUCCUCCGCAAACCCAUAAUCUCCCUCAUAUUCAAGGUGUAAGAGGACGCAGUAAUCUUGCUCAGAGGACAUUUCUUGCUUAUGAGACCGCAUCUACUCACCCGCAUAGGGGAUACGUCCCAGCUACUGAGAAUACUAUGCAUUCAAUGUCAGAUAAUCAUUCCAGACAUAUAAGGUCUGCUGUGGGAUGGCGUCGACCUGAUAGGAGCGAACGAUUGGGGCUACCUCAUCCAAGAUUGCACUCAGCUACUGGUGGGGUAGAUGCCCAUGCUCGUUUUGUUGAGGGGAUUUCUAUGUUAGAACGCUCAGUCAUGUAUGGCUCAAGAAGUUUGCUUGAUCAGCAUAGAGACAUGAGGCUAGACGUAGAUAACAUGAGUUAUGAGGAGCUACUUGAUCUGGGUGAAAGGAUUGGAACCGUCAACACAGGUUUGUCUGAAGAUGUGAUCUCAAAGUGUUUGAUUGAAACUAUAUGCUGCUCUUUUGAUCAAAGCCAGGAUGAAGGAUCCUGCGCAAUAUGCCUGGAAGAUUACAAGGACAAGGAAGUGAUUGGCGCAGUGAAGAACUGUGGCCACGAUUAUCACAUAGGUUGUAUCAGAAAAUGGUUGUCAAUGAAGAAUGCAUGCCCUAUUUGCAAGUCUCCUGCUGUGAAAGACGAAUAAAAAAGCCUCAGAUGUUUCUUUUCUUAUUUAGUUCUCUCUAUUUAACUUGUGUAAAUAUUAUAUCCAGAUAAACAACUCUCGGAGGAGUGGUUUAAGAGACAACUUGUACAUGGGGGGCAGGGGGAUGUUCAUUUUUCAUCUUAAACUGGUUCUGAAAUGUUUAUGAUUUAGUUACCAAUUCAUUCAAAGGACAAACUUUCAUUUCUAGUGAUAUAUUAAGCUUAUCAUCUUUAGGCUAAAUUUUCUGA
This is a messenger RNA of Papaver somniferum (opium poppy), 2882 nucleotides long. RefSeq names its product probable E3 ubiquitin-protein ligase ZFP1. The record is from RefSeq and is a predicted model, not a curated record. The coding region runs from base 1000 to 2634 and encodes 544 amino acids. Lineage: Eukaryota; Viridiplantae; Streptophyta; Magnoliopsida; Ranunculales; Papaveraceae. The transcript is spliced from 9 exons. Gene Ontology annotation, molecular function: ubiquitin protein ligase activity.